AUGAAUCAAAUGAUAAUCAAAGGAGCAUGGGCUAAUAUGGGGGAUGCAAAUGCCAGCAUACCCACUCCUGAGCCGGUCAUAUCAAGACCUAUGUUUGGAGCUUUUGGAAAUGCCGGAAGUGAAAACUCUGUUGCAUUUGCUGCCUUGAGAAACGGGGUUAAAGAAGUAUAUGGACUCAAGAAGAAGGUUGUAGCAGUAUCGAACGUGAGGGGGCUCACGAAACUCGACAUGAAGCUGAAUGAUGCGCUUCCGAACAUCACCGUGGACCCAGAGACAUAUGUUGUCACAGCAGACGGUGAGAUACUUGCGUGUGCACCAGCCACUUCGGUCCCUCUCUCCCGGAACUAUUUCCUCUUUUAAGGUUGUUGAAAUUUUCAGUUACUUUGCGCAUUACACGCAUUGCUAGUAAAAUGAGUCACGUAAAGC
This is a messenger RNA of Thlaspi arvense, 426 nucleotides long. Lineage: Eukaryota; Viridiplantae; Streptophyta; Magnoliopsida; Brassicales; Brassicaceae. The record is from the annotation of a GenBank genome assembly.